This is a messenger RNA of Eucalyptus grandis, 1268 nucleotides long. Its product is annotated as protein TIC 22-like, chloroplastic. Gene Ontology annotation, cellular component: chloroplast. Gene Ontology annotation, biological process: protein transport. The transcript has 7 exons. The record is from RefSeq and is a predicted model, not a curated record. The coding region runs from base 110 to 1072 and encodes 320 amino acids. Lineage: Eukaryota; Viridiplantae; Streptophyta; Magnoliopsida; Myrtales; Myrtaceae.
CCGCCUCUCCGUCCUCGUAUCUUCGUCUUCCUCAAACCCUUCGAAACCUCUCUGGAAAAAACACCUCCGUCGUCUUCCCGCGAAAACGCUGCUCUCCGCAGAAGCCGCCAUGAACACGACCUCCGCCUCCGCCAAUCCCAACGCCUCCUCCCCAAUCGGACGUCCCCCCAACGAAUUCGACCUCCGGCGAGCCCUCGCCGCCGCCCACGGCCGCUGCUCCUCCCUCCUCCGCGACGUCUCCCGCCUCCCCGGCUCCCUCGCGUCCAAUCUCCAGUCCUCGCUCUGCGACCUCCAGGACCAGGCGAGGCACGCCCUCGACGCCGGGAUGUCGAAUUUCAAGCUCGCCGCCUCCCCCGCCGGGGCGCUGAGCCCGGUUUUCGCGCGGGUGGCGGACGUCGGCAACGCCCGAUUGGCUUCGGCCGGCGGCCCUAAGCCGCGCGGGCUGAUGUCGGAGGAGGAGAUUCAGGAGCGGCUGGCGGGCGUGCCGGUGUACGCGCUGAGCAAUGCCUCCGAGGAGUUCGUGCUGGUCUCGGGCAUCUCGACGAGGAAGGCGUUAGGGUUGUUCUGUUUCAAGGAAGAGGAUGCCGAGGCGCUGCUCGAGCAAAUGAAGAGCAUGGACCCCGGGAUGAGGGGCGGGUCUAGAGUCGUGCCCGUUGCUUUGAACAAGGUGUUUCAGCUCAAGGUUGAUGGCGUUGCGUUUAGGCUGAUUCCAGAGCUUUCUCAGAUUAAAAAUGCUAUCCAAGUAAGGCAAACGGUGGGCUUGUCUGACGAGGCCUUCCUUGGGGUUCCAGUUUUCCAGUCCAGAAGCUUGAUACUGAAGAGCCAAAGCCGAAGCUAUCGUCCAGUAUUCUUCAGAAAGGAGGACCUGGAAAAUUCAUUACUAAGAGCUUCUCACCAACAAAAUCGGUUAAAUCCUGCAUUGAGACCAGGUGACAUUCAGGUUGCGGUCCUUGAGGAAAUUAUAAAAGGAAUGAAGGAAGGUUCUAAUUCACCAUGGGAUGAUGUUGUUUUCAUACCUCCUGGAUUUGAUGUUGCCACCGAUCCAUCCCGGCAAUCGGCCCGGAAUAGCUGAUGUUGUCCAAGCCAAUUUCCUCCUUUUCUUUUCAUUUAUUUUUGGCUGGUAAUGUUGUAUCACUCGUUUUAUACGUUAUUCGCGAAUCUAAGCUACAUGCGGAACAUCAAUGUCUCGGUAGGCUGAUACUUACUGCUUUAAAUGAUUCGAGUAGGGGGUGUUCAGAACGUGCAAGUCAUUUUGAACGUUUCGACUA